Molecule: messenger RNA, 2478 nt
Organism: Amaranthus tricolor (Joseph's coat)
Lineage: Eukaryota; Viridiplantae; Streptophyta; Magnoliopsida; Caryophyllales; Amaranthaceae
Exons: 3
Coding region: 1-2478 (825 amino acids)
Source: RefSeq, a predicted model, not a curated record
AUGCUAGCACGAAACCUCACUGCUGCGUUUUCCGAACAGCUCCGCGCUGUCAUGAAUAACAAUAAUCCUGCUCCACAACAAGUAUUGGAUGAUAUGGCAGAUCAAAUAAAAAAUCUGCGGGAACGGAUCGAGCCCCCUAACGAGACACCCAAAUCCCACGAAUCUCAGGAUGGGAACUCGGAGAUGUCACGUUCCAGCAAGAGAAACAAGAGGCGACGGGAGAGACCAAGGACUCACACAAGCCUCGGCAGAAGUGAUCCUAGAGACAGAGAGUCUAAAACCGCCUCUCAAGAUGCCCGUACUUAUUUAGAAAGCAAAAAGCAUAAGGCAUCCGAAAGCAUCCAGUCACUGGUGGAUCGACGGAGGGAAGAGAGGAAGAGGGCGCAGCUGGUAGGAUCCAGCCAUCCAGCGAGUCCUGUAACCAUGCCGCGGAACGAAGAUGAGGUCAAAAUCCUCCCUGGAGAUCCUACGCCGAUAAUCUCUCCAAUGGCUCCUGAAAUACUUAACAUUCCCAACCCGGGGAAAAUAAAAAUCCCAAAUAUGGCAGCAUUUGACGGAACGUCAUGCCCUGAAGAACACUUGAUGGCGUACAAGAACCUGAUGGUGCUGCACACUACCAAUCCUUCCUUGUGGUGUAAAUUCUUCCCAACUACUCUUACGGGAGCAGCCUUGACGUGGUACACCCCCCUUCCACAAGGAAGUAUCCACAAUUUUGCCCAACUUGAAGGCAAAUUUCUGGGCCACUUUAUAGCCUCAAGAAGGCAGGAGAAAUCAAACUUCCACCUACUAAGUGUCACUCAAUUAGAAGGAGAAUCCAUAUCCUCCUAUCUGAAGAAAUUCCAUGAGGCGGUGCUAGAGGUGACGGAUUUAGAGGAAUUAGUCGCCUUAAACGCCCUUAUCAAUGGAAUGAAGGCUCAAAGGCUCAAGUUCCAGUUGGUGGAAAGCCAGGCACAUGACCCCAAGAGGCGGAAGUCUGACAAGAAAGACGCCGCAACCCCCCACCAAUCCUCGAGGAACAGAGAAGAGCACCAGCCGAGGAGGGAAAGAAAUCACACGCCGCGUCGUCCCGCGCCCCCUUCAGAUAUGGGACCCCCGCGUUCCCAUCACAUUUAUACCGCGGCAGGGGAAUCCAGAACACGCAAUUUGUUAGACGGAGGAAACGACCCGAUGUUUAAUCGAAAUAGAAGGGAUAUUUUCUUGUCCGUUCGCGACAAGUUGCCAACUCCACCUCCCACUACCAUUCCUUCCAACAGGCGCAAUUACAAUUUGUGGUGUGACUACCACAAAGAGCACGGCCAUACCCUCGCCCAAUGUCGCGAACUCAAGCGUAUCUUGUAUCAACUGGCCGAUGAAGGAAAGCUUUCCAGGUUCCUCAACAAGAGGGACUAUGACACGGGAGAAGGAGCAAACAGAAGGCAGUGGAAUCAAAGACGCGGAUCCCCCAAGAGGGAAGAGGCAAGGCGCGAAGGUUCCCAUACGCAAGGGACCAUCAACAUGAUUUUUGGAGGAUACACCGAGGAAUAUCCUACCGUCCACGCUGCAAAAGACAGUGUUCAUACUCUGCUGAAAAGACCAACAACGACCGUAACCAGCGGGCCGGUCAUGAAGUUUGAUGCCACGACCUCUCAAACGCUGCAACAGCCCCAUACUGACCCUCUGGUGGUCACCCUCAAAAUCGGACAGAUGAAAGUCAAAAGCUUCGAGGAAAAGCACUUGCAGCCCCUCGAUAAGCCGCUGAUCGGGUUUGGGGGAAGUCAGGUCAUUCCGCUAGGAACGAUCAUUCUCCCCGUGCGCGUGGGAGAAAGAAGUGAAAGCAGGACCCUGCCCAUACGUUUCACGGUAGUGGAUCUCACUUUCCCUUACAACGCCAUCAUGGGACUUCCCCUCAUUAACAAGAUCAAAGCUGCAAUCUUCCCUCAUCAACUCUUGUUGCAAUUCGAACGGGACGAUGGGAAAGUUGGCAUCCUCAAGGGAGAUCAGAUAACGGCACGCCAAUGCCUUAUAAACACUCUGAAGCGCGGACACUCCGCAACACCCGCCAAAAGGGAAAGGGAAGAUCAAGACGCUCCCGCUGUCAUGAGCGUAUAUAUGGAAAACCCUAGCACACACGAAGGGUCUCGCCCCAUAAAAAGAUACGAGGCAGUAGACAUGUUCGAGGGAAAGCAACUAAAGAUAGGGAAAGAUCUUCCUGGUACGAUUAAAAAAGAAAUCGUGGCCACCAUUGCUGAGUUCCGUGACGUCUUCGCCUUCAGCACGGAAGAAAUGUCUGGCAUCCCUACUAGCGUCAUGUGUCAUAAACUUGACAUAAGACCAGGCCACAAACCAGUAAAGCAGAAGCUGCGGCAUCAAGGAAAAGAGCGGACCGAGGCCGCCAAAGAGGAAGUUGAAAAAUUAUUGAGAGCCGGAUUCAUUAGAGAAUGCAAAUACUCCGAUUGGCUAUCCAAUGUCGUCCUUGUGAAGAAACCAAAUGGCAAAUGA